Molecule: messenger RNA, 675 nt
Organism: Caenorhabditis remanei
Lineage: Eukaryota; Metazoa; Nematoda; Chromadorea; Rhabditida; Rhabditidae
Exons: 4
Coding region: 1-675 (224 amino acids)
Molecular function (GO): carbohydrate binding
Source: RefSeq, a predicted model, not a curated record
AUGCGAUUUUGGCUCUUUGUGCUCAUUCAGACACUUCUCGUCACUGUUGUGCUGACCCAAUCCGGAGGUGGUGCCACUCCGCCGCCUGAUGCCCAAACUACCGCGGUAGCUGCCGAUGGUAACAGUACUACGCCGGAAGGACCACACGCUGAUUGUUACUUGUGUACCCCAACUGUUCAGUGUGGAGAGACAAUUGAUGGAGAUUAUUCGAGUGGAGAAGUCAACGUUCUUCUCAUGAAACCAAUGGAGGAUGGAGAUUCAUUAGUAGUGAAAGGAGAGGUGUUCCCGAAUGCUCAAAAAAUCUUCAUCGACAUCUUCAAGGAUCUUAGUGUGGGAAAAGCUCAAGAAGGAGGAAACAGUCAACCGGCUCUACUUCAAUUUGAACAUUACUAUGACAGCAAUUUGACAUUCUCCAGAUCUAAACUACGUGGAGAAGCGGAUACAUUCCGUGAGGCGACACUUCCACUUCCAAUCCGAGAGAAGAAACCAUGGACCCUGAUGUUCAGAAUGCAUGAAGAUCUUACUGGAUUCGAGACUGGAGACGAGACUGGAUGGUUCAACAAUCAUAUUCCAUGGAACGCCACUGCUACAACACAAUCAUUCAAUGUUCGUGGAGACUGGAAAACAACUUCGAUUCAAUACAAUUGCGUCAACAGCUCCAUUCCGAUUCUGUAG